ACUCCUUAUUGCGACAAUGAUUUCGUCCGUAUGUGUGCGUAUAUGUAUGUACAUCGGUGUAGCAUUGGAAUAAUUUCACUGUAGUCAUUUCAGUUAAUCAUUGAGCGUGAGACGAGUAACAUAACAUAUUUUAAGUGGCGCCAAAAAGUUUCGGUACGCAUUGUACGCAGCUGCCGACGUGAAAUGUUUAUUAAUUUUGUAAAUGAGUUAUUAAUGGUUUAAAUCGCCACAAAUUGUGUUACUAGAUAAGCAAAAGGCCCGUUUAAGGAAAUUUGGCUAAAAACGCUUGUAUGCGUAAAAUAAGCUUGUGAGUGCGAAAAUUGGGUUUGAAAAAGAGUUUCAUCAAAAUAUGUGCAAGCAAUCUACAGAACUCUAAUGCAAAAAAUUCUGUGAUAAAAUUUAAAAAUGAUUGUACAAAAAUACAUUUAAAAAAUUACCACUUCGUUGAAAAAUUUGCUAAAAAGAGGUAAAUGAAUAAAAGGCAAGCCAAAGAAGUCAAAUGUAAGUGCAACGGUAAACACUUUGCCUCAUUUAAAUAUGUACAUACGUUGUUAUGCACGAUUUGACAAAUUAUGAAGCAGCAAUUUUUAAAGUGCUCCUUUUCAUAAAAGUUAUAUUUCAAGCGUAUUUGAAACGCAUUACUCAACUUUUAGAGUGAGAAAAUAAGAAAAUUCGUCACCCCACCAUCCGUUCGUGCUUUUCAUACAUAUGUAUGUAGAUACGUACAUGCAUUCAUAAAUGUAUACACAUAUACUUACAUACAUACGCCUGAAUGUGUUGUAUAUCGGCGUAGAGUUAUAAAAUAUGCAGCGAUAACAUUCAACAUUGCUGCUCGACGGCUGUUGUCGUGUUUUUGUAUUUUUUUUUUCUUUGGUACAUUUGUUGUGAUAAAAUCGUUUUUUUUUUGGUGUUGUGUUGUGCAUGUGAAUAACUUCUACUACUGCUACUCGCUCACUCAGAAGCGCUUUGGCGGGGGUGUAGCCCUACUCGUUUGUCGCAGUGUUUUUACCCACCAACUAACCAUUAUCGUGCAUUCUCUUAUCGCGUGGAUUCUAGUGAGCGAAAAAGAGAAAAGUGUCGAGCGUGGUGGCAUAAGGGGCGCAUUUGAACAUGUCUUCAUAUUUGCAGUUGGCGCCUAGUGCUGGAUAUUGCAGUUUAUGACCUAUGUUUGAUUCCAAAGAGCUUUUAGAUGCUCAUGAUCGUCAAAAUGAAGAGACUAGCAUCGAAAUGGCAGAUGACACGAUCACAAGGGAAGACGGCGAUCGAACAAGUCGAAUAUCACCGCUUAUGAGGGCAGGAAAUGAAACAACUGUCAAAACUUCGAAUGAGUCGAACUCUACCGAGUCAUUUCAGAUUUAUAAAGAAUCCGCAGAACGUAAAAUCAAAGUAAACGUAGAUCAUGAGAUGAUUGAAGAACAAAGCGAAAUGAAUGUCGAGGCAACUUCUCUAGACUCAAACGACGAACGCCCUGUUAGCAACAGCCCACAUAAGGACGAACUAACAGAUAAUGAAAUAGAACCCGCACCCUCACCCACAAUGCCGAAAUUGCGGCUAAAUUCGUUUCUGGCAUCAGACCCGGCCUUGAAACCGGAUGCGCAAGACCUUAAAGCUUUACAUGCAGAGACGCAAACGAAAAACAUGCUUGCGCAAUUUCCACCACCACCAGCACUGUCCGAACAGGAAGACAUAGAAGCCUCGAUAAAUGCUCCUGUGGUUAGUUUGGCGGAACCGGUGCUUAAAGCGGCGACGGUUGACACAGUGACUGGUCUCACUGCUUCCGCUGAAAUCGCACCACGCUUGAAGUUGUUCAUGUGUCUGCCAUGUGGCAUUCACUUCAGUUCACCAUCAACGUUAGAAGCGCAUCAGGCAUACUAUUGCUCACAUCGCAAUAAAGACAUGGAAGCAAAGGGUGCUUCGAUCUCUACGGUAGUAGCUGAGAAAACCACCGCCAACACGUCGAGUGGCACCAGCAGUGCUAGUAUAAACAAUUCUAACGAUGAACCAACAACUAAGGCCAUAAAGACUGGAAAACAAUAUGCGUGCACACAAUGCUCAUACAGUGCCGACAAGAAAGUGUCCCUUAAUAGACAUAUGCGUAUGCACCAAACAUCGCCAGCUCAUAGCAGCAAUGUUCUACCGCCAAACUGUGGAAAUGCGCUGGACGAAAGUGGUUCUAGUCAACAAACGGAUCGCUACUGCAGCGAUUGUGAUAUAAGAUUCAAUAAUGUUAAGACAUAUCGCGCGCAUAAGAUGCAUUAUUGCAGUUCACGCCGUACUGAGGGACCACUAACGCCUAAGGUUGAAGUUAGCACAGCUAAUGCCAUUAAAGCGUCAGUAGGUACAGCGAGCAUCAGUCCACAGUUGCGGGCAAAAACACCCACAUCUGCUAUGGUUGCAGUUGCUGCGGCCGCGGCUGCCGCCGCAUCGUUACCAACACCAACGCCGCAACCGUUUCUAGCAUUGCCCACCAAUCCAGUAUUGAUAAUACCCUGCUCACUUAUACGUGCAGCAAGUUGGAUACCGGGACCUCUCACUUCACCAUUGGCAGCACUUCCAAACCCCGACGGCACCUGUUACAUGCUGGAUAACGGAGAUUUAAAACCUCUAGCCACGGCUUUAAAUAUAAGGGCGUUUAAUUCCAACGCUACAAUAACUGAUACUAUCCUUGGCUCGCCCGCAGCAGUGCCGUUCAACCUUAACACCCCACACAUACCCACUGUCGAAACAUCACCAGCUUGUCAACCUUCGUUAGUUAGCACGAAUGAGCCUCUACUUCCUGAAAAGAAUGCUGGGCGUAACGUGGAGAGGAGUGAGGCAUUAACGCCAAAUCGAAGAGAAGGUGCACGAGAUGGGGCGCGGGAUAUCGGGACCCGCGGUAGCCACGGUACUGAUUUUAAAAAGGCCGGGAUGGGCGAAAUCGGGAAGAUGCGUAAAAAUGUAAGAGCGGCACUCUCGAAAUUCAGAAAAUCUUACUUAAAAAAUAUGAAGUCAGCACUAUUUAAUUUUAUAUUGAAACCAAAACGGACGGCAAGCAAACCCAAAUAACUAGAAGAGCUAAAUCUUUCAGUAUGGCGAAAGUAGACAAAUAGAUUC
Molecule: messenger RNA, 3093 nt
Organism: Rhagoletis pomonella (apple maggot)
Lineage: Eukaryota; Metazoa; Arthropoda; Insecta; Diptera; Tephritidae
Product: zinc finger protein ush-like
Exons: 8
Coding region: 1165-3045 (626 amino acids)
Biological process (GO): negative regulation of transcription by RNA polymerase II; positive regulation of transcription by RNA polymerase II; cell differentiation
Cellular component (GO): nucleus
Molecular function (GO): RNA polymerase II-specific DNA-binding transcription factor binding
Source: RefSeq, a predicted model, not a curated record